CUGCUUCCGCACGUGCCUCCUUCCUUGAGCCCAACGAGCUUGUUGGGUGCUGUUCCAGUGGCUAUUUACACGCCCCGCGCUGGAGGAAGGCGGUGCCUCCACUUUCCUUCCCCUCUUUUGGAACUGAUGUGCUUUAGAAAGAUGAGGGCGGGGCGGGAAAGGGGAAUCUAAGCUUCGCUUGUCCACUGGGAGAAAUCCACCACUUCAUUUGGAAGGCCGUGAGGAGAAUCGCACCCGGUGGAGAAUCUGCUAGGCUCUCUCUUGACUUGAUUGAGUGCGUCUCUCUCUCUCCUUUUCGCGAAGGGCCCCUCCCGCCCUUUCUGAAGAGGCGCUUCCACCCAGCGCCCACAUAGCAAUCCCUAAACAGGCUGCGAGAUAUAAAAGGCCCGACGGGAUCUGCCGAGGGGAGCGACGCGUCUUCUGAAGGCGGCGGGCCGAAGCCUAAGCUGGAGAGAAUCAUGCUCAGGACGGCGCUUGGGAACUCCCGCUCCCUCGCUCUCCGCAGCUACACGGAUGGACUGAGCCUACCCUAGCCCGAGGAAGCAUGGCGAGGGUCCCCGGCCGCCGAUCCUGGGCUCCGGUAGCCUUGCUGGCCCUGUUCACAGAGCUGGCGUCGAGCCACCCACAAUGCCUGGACUUCAAACCGCCUUUCAAGCCUCCUCGCCCGCUCACUUUCUGCGUGCAAUAUUCAAACUUUGGCUGCUGCGAUGCUGGGCGUGAUGCUGUCCUGUUGGAACGUUACUAUCGCAUCAGCGAGCAUUUUGACCAGGCCACCUACACCGCUUGCGCCAGCCACCUGCAGAACCUCCUGUGCCAGGAGUGUUCUCCAUAUGCUGCUCAUUUGUAUGAUGCUGAAGACCCUUCUACUCCAGAGAGAACUGUUCCUGGACUUUGCCAAGAUUACUGCAUACAAGUGUGGCAAGACUGUAGGUCAAUGUUCCAUUACAUCACUCCUGAUAAAGAGUUACUGGCCCUGGAAAAUAACAGGGUUAAGUUUUGUCGUUAUUUGUCCUUAGACGACACAGACUACUGUUUUCCUCACCUCUUAACUAAUCAGCAUCUUAAUCAAAACCUUGGAUUAGUGACUGCUGAUUCAGAAGGGUGUCUGCAGUUAUGCUUAGUUGAAAUUGCUAAUGGGCUUAGGAAUCCGGUUGCUAUGGUACAUGCAAACGAUGGAACUCACAGAUUCUUCAUUGCAGAACAAAUUGGUUUAGUCUGGACCUACCUUCCUGAUCUCUCACGGCUUGAAAAACCAUUUUUGAACAUCAGCGAAGCUGUACUUACCUCACCUUGGGAAGGGGACGAGAGAGGAUUCCUGGGUAUUGUCUUCCAUCCUAAAUUCAAAUUUAAUGGUAAGGUAUAUGUCUACUAUUCAGUUGAAGUUCAAUAUGAAGAGAGAAUCCGAAUCAGUGAGUUCAGAAUUUCUCCUGGUGACAUGAAUUCAGUGGAUCAUGGUUCUGAAAGGAUAAUUCUGGAGAUAGAAGAGCCAGCUUCCAAUCACAAUGGAGGAGAAGUAUUGUUUGGAGAUGAUAGUUAUCUUUAUAUCUUCACAGGAGAUGGAGGAAUGGCUGGUGAUCCUUUUGGGAAAUAUGGAAACGCUCAAAACAAGUCAACACUGCUAGGCAAAGUACUCAGAAUCAGCGUGGAAAACAAUGAUAUUGGGCCUCUUUAUCAAAUCCCUCCUGACAAUCCUUUCAUCAAUGAAUCAAAAGCCCGACCUGAAGUCUAUGCUUAUGGGGCACGGAAUAUGUGGCGUUGUUCUUUUGAUAGGGGUGAUCCCACUACAAAGGAAGGGAAAGGGAGGCUUUUCUGUGGUGAUGUAGGACAGAAUAAAUUUGAAGAAAUUGACAUUGUGGAGAAAGGGAGAAAUUAUGGCUGGAGAGCAAGAGAAGGAUUCAGCUGUUAUGACAAAAAACUUUGCACCAAUUCCUCUUUAGAUGAUGUCCUUCCAAUAUAUGCUUAUCCCCACAAAAUGGGGAAAUCAGUUACAGGAGGUUAUGUCUAUCGAGGUUGUGAGUCUCCAAACUUGAAUGGGCUCUACAUAUUUGGAGAUUUUAUGAGUGGACGUCUCAUGUCCUUGAAAGAGAAUCACAAAAGUGGGGAAUGGCAGUACAAUGAAAUAUGCAUGGGAACAGGCCAAACAUGUAUGUUUCCUGGACUUAUCAAUAACUAUUAUCAAUACAUCAUCUCUUUUGCUGAAGAUGAGGCAGGGGAACUUUAUUUCAUGUCAACUAGAAUACCAAGUGCCACUGCUCCGAAUGGAGUCAUUUACAAAAUAGUUGACACAUCACGGAGAGCAUCACCUGGAAAAUGCCAUGUUGACCCUUUGCCAGUAAAAGUGAAAGGCAGGCUCAUUAAAUUUGCUCCAAAGGAAAAACUGAUAGUGAAAAUGCCUACACGGGAUCCUAAGAUAAAAGCCACAACCAGAGUCCCAGCAAGAAGUAAAGUACCUACAGAGUCUUCACAAGGCACAACUCCAGACUGGAUGGAGCAACUCUUGACUCUGCUUAGGAAUCAGAACGGAUGGCAGAUGACUACUAUAGCACCAAAACCCAAACUUUUAAAGCCCAGGAAAGGAGGAAAGCCUAGGAGGAGACCACAUCGAAGAAGGAAGAAUAGGCCUACCGGUGUCUCUCGACAGCCACAGAAUGGUGCAGUCCGACUCAUGAAUGGCAGCACAAGAGGCAGAGACCAAGGAAGGGUUGAAAUUUUUAUCAAUGGAGAGUGGGGCACUGUGUGUGAUGAUUUGUGGACUUCUAAAGCAGCUGCUGUAGUUUGUCGCCAGUUGGGUUAUGCUUUUGUAAUCCGGGCCACCAAGAAAGCAGAGUUUGGGGAGGGACAUUCACUUUCAAUUUUACUUGACGAUGUUCAGUGCGUAGGACAUGAGAAGACCCUUCUGGAAUGUUCCCAUUCAGACAUUGGAAAGCACAAUUGUUCCCACAAAGAGGAUGCAGGAGUAAUAUGCAGUCAAGAAGAAGUUUUUGAGUAGAAAUAUCUACAGUAAAACAUGAGUUUGUGCUGUGACUUUUUAAAAAAAAUAAGACUACAUGAAUACACUGUUAUAGUUAUCAGACUGGCAUAUGGUUUGGGAAAUAUACAUGUCCAUAGGGCAGGCCGGGAUGGUAAUGCUUCAGUAUGCCCAUGGGAUACCCUGCUUCACAAACUGCAGUAGUGGUUAACAGUAUGGUUCAUCACACAGUUAGCCAGAUGUUGAAACUGGGCAUUUUUAUUCACCUGUCAAGUCCUUCCUAAGGGCUUGGGAUAGGCAGGUGCGGGAGUUUGAUGAUGUUAAAGGUAUUGUCACAGGAUGUAAGCUAUUCUGAGUAAAGCUGGCUGUUGCAAUUGAUCAGUGGUGAUUUUGUCAAUGCCAAUGGUAUUCAGAUGGUGCUCCAUUUGUUUUGGGAAAUCAUUAUGGGAUUGCAUCAAGGCAUCUAUUACUAUCGGUACUAUCUUUCACGAAUGAAGGCGAAUAUAUGUAUCCCAGGAUAAUAUUGCAGGAUCCAGUCUGGAUUGGUCACCAGGACCAGCAGUUUUCUCUUCCAAGCUUUCAGAUUCAUGCUGGAGCCCCCAUCCUCAGGGAAGCUUCUUUUUAGCUGCUAGAGAGAAGUUUCACAAAGAGGGGCUCCAAGCACGAGUCUGAAAGCCUGGAAGACAAAACCUCUGGUGCUGAUGACCGACCCAGAUUGGAUCCUGGUACUAUCUUUACUUUCUUUUGCCACAAUCAUUCUAUUUCUAUUUGCAGUUCUUUGUAUUUUGUUAUCUUCUCUAAUUCUCUCUCUUCUAUUUUGCUGCUUCCAGAUACUGCCAUGUCCACUAUCCAGAUUUUUUUGUCUUCUCACCAAUUGUUAAAUCUGGGGUGUAAUGUGGCGAGUUCCUGUAGGUUUGAAUUUGAAGUCCCAGAGCAAUUUUGCUUCUUUAUUUUCUAUUAUUUCCUCUAUUUUAUGGUCCCACUAAUUAUUUCUUAUAGGCAAAUGGUAUUUCUUGCGGAUCUUCCAAUCCACCAUUGUUGAUACUUUGUCAUGCUGUUGCUUGUAAUCAGUCUGUGUGAUUAUUAAAUUUGUCACUCAUCUCACAGUAAAGAGUGACUCUGAGCAGUAUACUCAGUAUGCUUCCAGGUACAAUUCAAGAUCCUGGUUAUCUACUCACCAAACCCUUUAUGGCAAACAUGUCAAACUCAUGAUGUCAUGUGACGUCAUGUGAUGCAUCGGAGCUUUUUCCCCAUUGUCGGCAAUGGGGUGGGCGCAGUUUGUCAUGACACAUCUGGCCCGUGGGCCAGCAGUUUGAUACUCCUGCUUUAUGGCAUAGUACUUGAUUAUCAGAGGGACCAUCUAUGUCCAUCCUGCUUGCCUAUCCAGUACAAGCCGAUAGGUCAAUGCUCUCUGAAUUCUAUUAAACACUUAUCUACUAGCACCCAAGAAGCAUGCCUUCUCUGCCAUAGUGCCUGUUGUCUGAUACAGUUCUCCCUGAUACUCUGUGGCCCCUAUCUUGAUGGCAUUCAAGAAAGUCUAAAUAUCAGGCAUUCUCUCAGACUAUGGGUUAACGUGGUUGGGACUUUCUGCAGGUUUUGUUUGGGGAUGUGGAUUGUGGAGUCUGUUUGCCAGACUCACCAAUCAUUCUAAUUCUCUAUCCUGCUCAGUGUGGAAUUGGGUGGUAACUAAAGUGAAUAAAUUAAAUUAAAGGGAUAUACUGUAGGUAAAUACUAUAUCUAGAGUAAGUAAUUGCUUGCCAUUUGAAAGUGGAACACAAACUAAAUAGUAUUGGAAGAUACCUUUUAUAAAUAAGCAAAUAUAUUAUGUUGAAUGUUUUGAAUUAAAUUAAGCAGCAGAUGUUUAUGUUCUUCUGUUUUCAUUUUUUGUUACCUAUAAGAAUGUAUAUUACCUGAUUGUGUUCUACAAAAGGAACAUACCUGUAACAGAAUCAUUAUGGAAAAUUUAAUAAAAAUGAAGGACUACAAUCUCUGAGAAAAACA
Messenger RNA from Crotalus tigris (Tiger rattlesnake), 4969 nucleotides. It is a transcript of the gene HHIPL1, whose product is annotated as HHIP like 1. The record is from RefSeq and is a predicted model, not a curated record. Gene Ontology annotation, cellular component: membrane. The coding region runs from base 545 to 2989 and encodes 814 amino acids. The transcript is spliced from 9 exons. NCBI's taxonomy places the organism in Eukaryota, Metazoa, Chordata, Lepidosauria, Squamata, Viperidae.